Symbiodinium sp. CCMP2456 is the source of this 2748-nucleotide messenger RNA. Lineage: Eukaryota; Dinophyceae; Suessiales; Symbiodiniaceae. The record is from the annotation of a GenBank genome assembly.
AUGGGAAAGCGGGGCGGACCUAAGGCUCAGCCAGCUCCGAAGGCAGCGAAGGUCAAGAAGACAGCUGCCGGCGCUCAGGCUUCAACAGGGGCCUUGGCAGCAACUGCUGCUGGUGCACCCGAGCACUUGCAGGCAACUUCGCAAGUUGUGAGCCAGAACAGCUCCGUCCUGUCGAAGCACCAGGCUAACGUGGCCUUGGUCCACGCUGACUUCGGCCCAGACUUCGAGCAGCAGGACCCACCCACCAAGUCGUGGCUCAGGUCGUUCGACGAGGCAGUCGCUGUUGCGGACCUGAAGAAGCAUGGCAAGCACACGUGUCUCAUUAAUGCUGCGUGGCUGGACCACUCUUACAGUCCGUGCCCAUCCAUCCCCCUGGUUUGGAGGACGGUGGAGAACAUGCUGGACCACUACUUCCGGAUGCCGAACAACCUGUCCGAGCAGAAGCUCGAAGUGGUGGUGUUCAGCAGCGACCUGGUGUACAACAGGCUCCCGACGAAGGGGUCUUGGAAGUUCAUCAGUGCAGAGGAGCCCGUCAUGGCAAUGUACGCAGCCAUUGCCACGGCGGUUCAGGCGCGCAGAGACGGCGAGGGCGAAAAGACGCAGGAGGAGCUCCAGAGGAUGGACGACACCCUCUGUGUUUGGAAGGAGAAGCUCUUGGAGACCCAGGUGGACAUCCGCGUGGUGGAGACCGAUGUCCAGUUGCAGUGGGAGGCGCAGCAGUACCGGGAGAACAUCAAUCAGCGACAGUACUUGGCAAGAACUCCUGUGCAGCGCAUCUUCGAUUUGCAAUCGAAGAGCAUGCAGUUGGGCCCUCACUCCAGCGAUGCAGACUUGGCUGCGUUGUACCGCGAGAACUUGCGUUUGAGCUCGAAAUCCGAACCGAUUUCCGACCAUUUCAUUGCGCAAGGCCUCGAGGUGUACCGGAAGGCAUUCGCAUUCCCGGAAAUCCUCGAGGUUGUCAUGCAAGAAGAAGAAUACCAUACUGAGUCCCUGUUCAACGGCGUCUCGAAGCUUCACGCCGUCGUCAACAAAGCGAGCACCCGAGAAGAAACCUUUUGGGUCAUCUCUUUGCUGCACCACUGCCGCCUGACCGGUGAGAUCAAGGACAACUCGGUGACGUCCACCCGCAGCUUGCAAGGAACCCAAAGGGAGCACAACCAAGGCCUCGUGGACGUGAUGUUGUACCAGCACCGCGUCAAGUCGUACCUUCUCAGUGAGUUCCUGCCGGUGAUCUGCAAGCAACUUACCGAUGAUGUGAGGGCCAAAAUCAGAAGUGCUUGCGCAGAUUGCCAGGCAUACCGGAGCCACGUGGGGGUGGGCCAGGCUCAGGACGCCGUGUCUCUUGGUUGGAAGUCCGGCUGGACUGCGGCAGCUGACGGGGUGCUCGUCUUCUUCGGAGAUGCGAUCUUCAGCAUGAAGUAUCAUGAGAGCAUGCGGGCAAGCCUGAGACAGGCCAAGUCGGUUGAAGACUGCUUGGAUUCGGAAAGCAAGCUCGGUGAGGCGUGCAAGGAGGUCAAAGAUCUCCUGGAGCAAGAGAGGCUUGCUCUAGCUGAAAGUAACCCAGCAGCCGCGGGUGGCUCAGCCGUGCCCUCAGCAGAGCAGCUCGUUCAGGAGAGCUUGGAGACGCAGUCAGCGGCAGUGCAGGACUUCGUGAAGAGCCGGGGCAUCCAGAGCUUGGACGGUGAGAAGAUCAAGGCGUUGCAGGUCUUCGAGAGGAAAGCAAGGAUGCUGGUGCAGUCCAACGUGGCCUUGCACGUUUUUGCGGAUAAGGAAAAGGAGCUCGUGACCAAGAUCAAAGACUCGCCGGCUGGAGCAGUUCGAGGCAAGGAUACAACGUGGGUUGGCAUCUUUGUUGAUCCAGCCCACAUCGGAGAGCCGGCCACAGCGGCUCACGCCAGGGUGGCCCCAUGCAACCAGAAGUACCUCAAGAACAUCCUGAGCAGCGUGCUGAAGACCCGUGAUCCUCAGCAGACUUCCUUGCACCCAAGGGACAUGUUCUUCCUGUUUGACAGCGGGGUCCACACCCAUCAACAGAAGAUGCUGCAGUGUAUCAUGAACGACGAGGGCCAUCCGAUGCCGGCACACCACACGAAGGUGUACAUUGCCUACGAUGAGAACGCCUUGCGUGAGCGACGCAAGACACAGAGGGCCAGCUUGGAUCAGGUGGAGCACCUCACCAUCGUGACGGGCGAAGAGUUCACCUCAAGCAUGGUGCAGCGCCCACGGCGCUCCUUCGCAGGCAGCAACUUCGGCAACGUGAUUGGCCCAGUCAGGCUCGAUGCACCCGGAGAGUUGUGGCAGCUGAGUGUUGAGGAGAAGCUCGUCAUCUAUGGCAAGUAUCGCAUGCCUGUUGGCGGCAGGCCCGAGAUCUUCUACCAGGAGAUGGUGGCCUCCUACAACUUGACGGCCCUGAUUGAUUGCCAGGUUGCAGAUGGUGUGUUGGCCAGCCUUGCAGCUGUUGAGCGACUGCCCUACAUCGGCUUCUGUUUGACGGAGACCCACCUCCAGAAAGUGAAGGAGGUCAUCGUGUGCCGAGUCCUCAAAGAGAUGGUCCGCCCCAAUAGCAAGGUGAACGAGAGCAAGUUGGUUGAGAUCUUGGCAGACGCACCAGCGUCGUCAACGCAGGCAGGUGGAUCAGCCGCCCCCGUGGCCGGGGCAGAUGGUGGCAGUGGCAGCAGCGGUGCCGCGCAGAGUGUGCUUGACCAGUUCCAGGCCAAAUUGAAGGCCCUGCAGGGCGCCAGCGGCUGA